This is a messenger RNA of Vitis riparia (riverbank grape), 1202 nucleotides long. RefSeq lists its product as uncharacterized. The record is from RefSeq and is a predicted model, not a curated record. Lineage: Eukaryota; Viridiplantae; Streptophyta; Magnoliopsida; Vitales; Vitaceae. The transcript is spliced from 2 exons. Bases 11 to 859 code for a protein of 282 amino acids.
GGCAGAGGAGAUGGAGAGAGGCGUCAUCCUCUCAUAUCCACAAUGUUCCAUCGUCAUCCUACUUCAGCCUCACUCAUACCCACUCACGAACCCUAAUUUACAUUUACAUCUCUCUCAAAAACCUAAUUUCUCCUCUCACCUUCGCUUCUCCCACCGCCGAUGGGAUUCCAAUGCCGAGACCUUCCGCACUCAAAGAUCACAAUUCAACUUUCGGGACACUGCCGACGAGGACGACGACGACGACGACGACGAGUCCCAGGAGAUGGACCCAGGGUCUGCGCUUUUGGAGGAAGUCAUUGAUAGUUUUUGGAUUUUCAAGGUAUUCAGAUCCUAUGGUUGGAUGCUUCCACUUAUCAUCAUAUCAGUCCUGCUAACAACUGGCCCAAAAGCUUUCCUUAUGGCAUUAGCACUUCCCCUUGGGCAGUCCGUCCUUUCUCUGGCAUUCAAGAAGUUUUGGGGUAUGACACAAAACAGCCCAAAACGUAGAGUCAGGACCAAGAAGAAACCAUUUGCCAGCACUCCAGGUAAUGUUGUUAUGGAUGAUGAAGAACAAGAGAAAAGUAAAGGUAGCCGAAAAAGAAAGAUGGGGUAUCAAUCAUGGGUAGCUGGAAAUGGUGUUUCUGUUGAUAAGGAUGUCCAAGCUGCACCCAAGUUUGGCGGAUGGGAUGAGCUGGAUGGAAGAGAAGAGUUUGGAGCAGGAUCAAUGCAGAGGAGGUCAGCCCGAACAGCAGGCAGCUCACAAAGGACACCAGUGAAGGGCAAAUUGAGUUGGGGAGGAAGGAAAGGGGACACCCCCUUAUUGUUAAGAUUGCUGAUAGCUGUUUUUCCAUUUUUGGGUUCAUGGACUAAGAUGCUCUAGGGAUUCUCUGCAAGCUUCAUGGCUUGGCUUCAUUCAUUUUGUUUGCAGGUGCCUGCCUUGAGUCACCCUGCUCAACAAAUCCUCAGAAAAUAUAUGUAUUUAUACGAUGAUAUCGAGUCCAAGGAACGAACAUUCUUUGCAUAGCAAGAAGUCCUAAAUGAUCACUGAGAACACCUACUUGUGUCACUUUCAUUGUUCAACUGACUUGGACAGUGGGGGAAGCCACUUCUGCAGAAAAAGAUGUGACUCCGAGUCUGAAUACUUCAUACUCAUUCUAUCAAUUGAUAUUGUAUGACAUUCUUUUAUGAUUGAUAUGUGGAUAUGAUAUUUUUUUUCCCCUCUA